AUGCGACGCCGAUUGUGGAGCACCAUUUUGGAGCUUGACGUCCAAAUAUCAAUGGACCUUGGCAUGUUACCAAACGCGAUUGACUUCGAUACUACGCCUCCUUCCAAUCUGGACGACGGGGCAUUUGAUGAAACAACCACGGCCUGUCCUACACAGUCAACCCCGUUAACACCAAACCCAAAGUUCGUUGCAAACCCACUCAUGACACUCUUUAGCAGCCUGACUAUUACCGCUAGCGAAACAAGCUUGCAUUCAUAUACUGCAGUCCACCGCAACCUAAUAAACUUUCUCACGCGCCGUUUCCCGCUAGGCUUACGCAGGCCAUUUGCAACUAAGGCUUGUCAGGACCCACGCUAUUACUAUUCCCCCAAGGUCUGCCUCGAUAACGCCCUCCUUUUGCUUACACCUGAACCGGAUUGGGACUUCGAGCAAAUGCUGCUGGUUUCGAUCACACUCUUUCACCAUAUCAUGCACCACGCUGCGAUUGUGCUCUGUGUCGAAAUUGUGGGCCAAAUUAAAGAAGAUCAAUCGAAGAAGCUCCUCCAGAUUCGUCAGGACACCAGAGCACAACUCCUUACCACGAUCAGGCAGGUUCUAGACAUUACAGUCAAGCGUCUCCACUGGGGCUAA
Messenger RNA from Aspergillus pseudotamarii, 630 nucleotides. RefSeq names its product fungal specific transcription factor domain-containing protein. The transcript has 2 exons. Gene Ontology annotation, biological process: regulation of transcription by RNA polymerase II. Bases 1 to 630 code for a protein of 209 amino acids. Gene Ontology annotation, cellular component: nucleus. The record is from RefSeq and is a predicted model, not a curated record. Lineage: Eukaryota; Fungi; Ascomycota; Eurotiomycetes; Eurotiales; Aspergillaceae. Gene Ontology annotation, molecular function: RNA polymerase II cis-regulatory region sequence-specific DNA binding; DNA-binding transcription activator activity, RNA polymerase II-specific.